AUGGUAAAUUUAUCUAAAUUUUUCAAGAGAAAAUCAUCGUCUUCACAAAUUACACUUGAUAAAUUACAUCUUAAUGAAAUGGCUGAAACUAGAUUCUAUGUGGAGCAAUUAAUGAUAGAUGCUUCCGCUCCAUAUUUGAAUAACAAUAAAGAUAAUGUAAAUUCUGACGAAAUAAGACGAAAAAAACUUGCACCUCUAGGGCCACAACAAAGAAUUAUAUGUAUAAACGUCGAUGGAAUAAAAUUAAUUACUGGAAAUGAAAAGGAAGUUCUUGAAGAAAUCGAAUGGAGUAGUAUAGAUCAUAUUAAAUUACAACAAAAUCUCAUCAUAUGGGAAGUUUACCUCAAGAAUAAACGUCAACUAUAUUUCAAAUCACAAAAAGCCUAUCAUUUACAUUGUGCAACCGAUCACUUUAUCGAAUCUGUAGUUAGAUCAAAUUUAUCAAAUGAAUGUCAGACCGAAUAUUAA
Messenger RNA from Heterostelium album PN500, 468 nucleotides. RefSeq lists its product as uncharacterized. The transcript has a single exon. NCBI's taxonomy places the organism in Eukaryota, Evosea, Eumycetozoa, Acytosteliales, Acytosteliaceae. Bases 1 to 468 code for a protein of 155 amino acids. The record is from RefSeq and is a predicted model, not a curated record.